AUGUUUCUUCCCUGUUUACCAAUGUGCCUUUGGAUGAAACCAUACAGCUACUCAUUGAUAUGGCUUUCACGAACAAUUGGUUCAAUGAAACGUACGAAAUUCAUCUCAGUAGAGAAGACCUUGUCGAUCUUCUCAAAGCAGCAACUAAAGGUCAACUUUUCAUUUUCAAUGGUCAGCUGUAUGAACAAACAGACCAGUGGAGGAUCCAGACCUUCAGAUAAGGGGGGGGUGGUCAUCCAGACCCUGAGAUAAGGGGGGGGCUGGUCUAAAAAAAAUUUUUUUUUCGGCACUUCGGGCCUCAUUUUGGUCUAAGUAUUAGGGCCGCCGGCCUCUCCCCUAGAUCCGCCACUUCAGACGGUGUCGCUAUGGGAUCCCCUCUCGGUCCUUUACUCGCUAAUGUGUUUAUGUGUAGCAUUGAAGAAAGAUUGGAGCAGGAAGGCAAGAUGCCCACAUACUACAGGCGAUUUGUUGGUGACACACCGACCGUCAUUCGAAACAAAACAUCUCUGGAGAAUCUUUCUUGAGACUUUCAACCAGUGUCACUCCUCCGUUAUGUUCACCGUGGAGAUU
Messenger RNA from Porites lobata, 570 nucleotides. The record is from the annotation of a GenBank genome assembly. NCBI's taxonomy places the organism in Eukaryota, Metazoa, Cnidaria, Anthozoa, Scleractinia, Poritidae.